AACCGGCCCGCAGAGCACAGCAGAAGCUCCUCUCCCUCCUUGGCAUCCAUCGAUCUCCCAUGGCGACGAGCCAUCCAGCCGCCGCAAGCCCGGAUCCGUAACCCUAGAAAAGAUCCCGCCGCCAUUCGCGCGGGCAGAAGCAACCCGAGCACGCGCACUGCUCUGCUCUUCUCUCGCUCUUCCUGCUCCCGGCUUCAGCCAUGGACGCGGCGGGAGGGAGCGGCGCGCGGACGGUGGCGGCGUGCGUGAUCGGCGGGAUCGUGCUGGGGGCGUCGGUGGUGGCGCUCCACCUGGGCGCGGGCCCCGCGGCGCUGCCCUUGCCGGCGCCCGUGGACGCGCUGCUGCGGCUGCGGCCCCGGGGCCGCCGCCGCCGGCCCGUCCGGGUCUACAUGGACGGCUGCUUCGACAUGAUGCACUACGGCCACUGCAACGCGCUGCGCCAGGCGCGAGCGCUCGGGGACGAGCUCGUCGUCGGCGUCGUCAGCGACGACGAGAUCACCGCCAACAAGGGACCCCCCGUCACGCCGCUCCACGAGAGGAUGAAAAUGGUUCGUGCUGUGAAAUGGGUGGACGAUGUCAUUCCAGAUGCACCAUAUGCCAUAACUGAAGAUUUCAUGAACAAGCUAUUCAAUGAGUAUAAUAUAGAUUACAUUAUCCAUGGUGAUGAUCCUUGCCUGCUCCCAGACGGAACUGAUGCAUACGCCCUUGCCAAAAAGGCUGGCAGAUACAAGCAGAUUAAAAGAACCGAGGGAGUGUCAACGACAGACAUUGUUGGAAGAAUGCUUCUUUGUGUCAGAGAGAGGCCAGCUUCUGAUAGUCAAAGCCACUCUUCACUGCAAAGGCAGUUCAGUCAUGGGCAUGGUCAGAAUGUUGAUGAUAGUGGAUCUGGCAGUGGAACAAAAAUAUCUCAUUUUCUUCCCACAUCUCGUCGAAUAGUUCAGUUCUCAAAUAGCAAGGGUCCAGGACCAGAUUCUCGGAUAGUUUACAUAGACGGUGCAUUUGAUCUGUUCCAUGCUGGUCACGUUGAGAUAUUGCGGCUUGCUCGAGAGCUUGGAGAUUUCUUGCUUGUGGGUAUUCACACAGAUCAGACCAUAAGUUCAACUCGAGGACCACAUCGCCCAAUCAUGAACCUUCAUGAGCGAAGUUUGAGUGUUUUGGCAUGUCGUUAUGUUGAUGAAGUGAUCAUUGGUGCUCCAUGGGACAUUUCAAAAGACAUGAUUACCACAUUUAAUAUUUCAUUGGUCGUUCAUGGAACUAUAGCUGAGAACAUGGACUAUACAGAGGAUGAUUCCAAUCCAUAUGCUGUUCCAAUUGCCAUGGGCAUUUAUCAUAAGCUGGACAGCCCUUUGGACAUCACCACUAGUACCAUUAUAAGGAGGAUAGUUUCUAACCAUGAAGCCUACCAGAAACGGAAUGAGAAGAAGGAAGCCAGCGAAAAGAAGUACUACGACAGUAAAAGCUUUGUCAAUGGAGAGUAAAUUAUGAACAGAUUCUUUCUGAAGAACAUUUCACUGAUCGACUGAGGCUGUAACACCCCGUCAGAAAUGCAACCGAUAGGUGACCCACAAUUUUACCGUUCCGUCGCACCUUUCCCAUGUUGCUGAUAUAGCUUAGUAGCUUCAGAUGCAACCUUGCUGAGUGACAGGCAGUGGUUCUGAAUCAGGGGAGCCUGGAGGAGUUCCUCCAUCCACUUUCAGUAUCCCUACCAUAUUCCUCCCUGUGUACCGGCUUUCACGGUCAUGGCUGCUGUUACCGGCUGAGUUCUUUUUGAGAUCUAUAAUGCUUUCAGAAUUGCAGUAAACACGAAACGCCGUUACCUGUUGAUUUAACUGUUUUGAUUCCCUGAUCCUCUUGUUUGGUGGGCAUCCAAUGUGAGUCAUUUUCUCAUA
This is a messenger RNA of Brachypodium distachyon (stiff brome), 1889 nucleotides long. Its product is annotated as ethanolamine-phosphate cytidylyltransferase. Gene Ontology annotation, biological process: phosphatidylethanolamine biosynthetic process. Gene Ontology annotation, cellular component: cytoplasm. The transcript has 9 exons. Bases 201 to 1478 code for a protein of 425 amino acids. The record is from RefSeq and is a predicted model, not a curated record. Lineage: Eukaryota; Viridiplantae; Streptophyta; Magnoliopsida; Poales; Poaceae. Gene Ontology annotation, molecular function: ethanolamine-phosphate cytidylyltransferase activity.